UGUUCAAGGCCUUUCCACCUACCCGAGGGGAUAUAGUCUGCAGGGCAGUGUGUAUUCCGUCACCAUGGGCUUUCUUUUCCUGCCUUCGGACUCUGGAUUCAUGGCUCUGCAUGUAGCUGUUCUGUGAGAGCACUGCUCAGCAGGCACAGGCCCACCGCAUACCUGUAAGGGUAAAGAGGAACCCGCCAGGGCGCUGACAGCCGCUUGGGAGCCAGGGAGCCGCUGUGCACUCGGAAGAGAAUGGAACACCUUCAGAAGAGCACAUAUGGAACUAUAGUUCAAGGACCAGAAGCCCACUGUGUACAAGAAUCUAGCUGCCUGAGGAUCCUCCUGGUGGGCAAAUCUGGCUGCGGUAAAAGCGCCACAGGGAACAGCAUCCUCCGACGACCAGCAUUCCAGUCCAGGCUCAGAGGCCAGUCUGUGACCAGGACCAGCCAGGCAGAGACAGGCACAUGGGAGGGGAGGAGCAUCCUAGUGGUAGACACACCCCCCAUCUUUGAGUCAAAGGCCCAGAACCAAGACAUGGACAAGGACAUCGGAGACUGCUACCUGCUGUGUGCCCCAGGACCCCAUGUGUUGUUACUGGUGACCCAGCUGGGACGCUUCACAGCUGAAGAUGCCAUGGCUGUGAGGAUGGUGAAGGAGGUCUUUGGGGUAGGGGUCAUGAGGCACAUGAUCGUCCUCUUCACCCGCAAGGAAGACCUGGAAGAGAAGUCCUUGGAAGAGUUUGUGACCCACACUGACAACCGCAGCCUGCGCAGCCUGACUCAGGAGUGUGGGAGGAGGUACUGUGCCUUCAACAACAGGGCCUCUGGGGAGGAGCAGCAGGGGCAGCUGGCAGAGCUCAUGGCCCUGGUGAGGAGGCUGGAACAGGAGUGUGAGGGCUCCUUCCACAGCAAUGACCUCUUCCUUCAUGCUGAGGCACUCCUUAGAGAAGGUUACAGUGUGCACCAGGAAGCCUAUAGGUGCUACCUGGCCAAGGUGAGGCAGGAGGUGGAGAAGCAGAGGCGGGAGCUGGAGGAGCAGGAGGGCAGCUGGAUAGCUAAAAUGAUUUGCACAGUCAAGUCCUGCUGGAGCUCCCACACUGCAGCAUGUGCUCUUCUUAUUGUGCUUGGUUUGACUCUUCUCACCACUUUCAUUAACUUGUGUAUUAGCAGGUGUAAAUGAGCCUUUUUUGGGUGAUUUCUUCCAUCAUCCUUGUCCCCCAAAGUUCCCCAUCUCAUGUCAGGGAACCUCAGUCUUCAAUUAAUUUCACUCUCAUUUGAUUCCCAUGGAUCAGACAUGCCAGGGAAUCUUCUUUUAAAUACAGUUAGAUUAAAUAAAGGAUGAAAGAAAAAUGUAUUUCUCUCUUUGUUGAAGUUGUGAGGAUAGAUGAUGAAGCAAGUAGCUACCAUUAUAAAGGUCUGGGGGCUUGCACAAAGGAAGACACAUGGACUGUUGUGGCAGUGGGUGUAUCACUUCUAGAUCCCCACUUCCUACAGAUGUGAUGUCAAGAGGAGAAAUACACAAAGCUGAGAGCAGAGUCAUACUUUAGUCAAGUAUACCCUGACUUUCAUGGUACCAAUAAAGUCAGAACUCCAUCAUAAUUCCACCCCGAGAAAGAUAAAGAUGGUGUGCAUGAAGCACUGAGGUGGGAGGGCCAGGACAUGAGUGGGGACCAAGUGAAGAGGUUACAGGAGCAGGGUAGGUCUUAUCCCAGAAAAAGCAGGGUCAGCAGUCAAGAAUCACAUGAGCCAGAAAGUCUAUGGUCAGAGAUACAAAGGGCCAGAGGUGUGUAUCUUGGGCUUGGAAGAUUGUGUGGUGAGCAUUAUAGGCCCUCAACAACUCAUGCAGGCAAAAGCCACUAUGAUACAUAAACCUGAUGAGCACUAAGUUUUUGAAGUACAUGUAAUUUUCAUGUAUGACACUAGAACAUUGUUCUCCUGAAUCCUUCAGCUAUUUAA
Molecule: messenger RNA, 1943 nt
Organism: Mus musculus (house mouse)
Lineage: Eukaryota; Metazoa; Chordata; Mammalia; Rodentia; Muridae
Gene: Gimap5
Product: GTPase, IMAP family member 5
Exons: 3
Coding region: 241-1167 (308 amino acids)
Cellular component (GO): endosome membrane; multivesicular body membrane; lysosomal membrane
Molecular function (GO): GTP binding
Source: RefSeq, marked reviewed